Molecule: messenger RNA, 552 nt
Organism: Coprinopsis cinerea okayama7#130
Lineage: Eukaryota; Fungi; Basidiomycota; Agaricomycetes; Agaricales; Psathyrellaceae
Exons: 4
Coding region: 1-552 (183 amino acids)
Source: RefSeq, a predicted model, not a curated record
AUGUCCACGAUGCAGAACGAGAACCCCUCAUUCGGCUUUGGCGAUCGGCCCACCCACCGCCUGCCGAAUCGGAAACGUGGCACUCUGCCAAAUCCGGACUCGGCUCCCACGCUUACUUCCACGUCCCUCUACGCCGAAACAUGUGGGCCUCCGACGAAGAACGUCGAUGUCUGCCUCAAACAUACAACGGCUAUCAUCCGUGACAUAAUCACAUCGAUAGAGGCCUGCUACAACGACUUUUCUUCCUCCUUCUUGCCAGGAAUUAUCCGCGAUGUAUCCGGGCUACGACUUUCGAGGCGGGGAGCUUACAAGAAAGCGCAAACAGUCAAGAUUCUGUCGGAUCUGGCUAACCGGGUGUCCUCCCAUGCAUUCCUGGUCAUCGGACCUCCAGUGGGUGCAGAAACCGUGGCCAACUUUCCAGCUUUCCAAUCCCAACAUGUCGGUGUUGGGCCUUCCGACCCAUUAUUGCCUUUCUGCCGAAACACGAGCAACAACGUUCAGAUCCGGCUCAGACCAAGCUCAGAACCAAAAACAUUCCGCUUUGAAGUUUGA